Sordaria macrospora k-hell is the source of this 2040-nucleotide messenger RNA. RefSeq lists its product as uncharacterized. NCBI's taxonomy places the organism in Eukaryota, Fungi, Ascomycota, Sordariomycetes, Sordariales, Sordariaceae. Gene Ontology annotation, biological process: transmembrane transport. Gene Ontology annotation, molecular function: transmembrane transporter activity. The record is from RefSeq and is a predicted model, not a curated record. Gene Ontology annotation, cellular component: membrane.
AUGGCAUCACCAACCCUGGCUCCCAGGCCAGAUCAAGGCUCUCCCUCGACACCUCUCCUCCAAUCCGAUUCGGCCUCGACCAUCGGCCCAGCCUCCUCGCGCGCCUCAUCUAUCCGAUCUAUCUCACCGUCUCGACGUCGUCACCACAAUGGCCGUACCUCCCGAGCCGCGGCUGCCUCAGCUCGAAACCUCUCCUUCGCUUCGGCUUUGCUCUCCUCCCUCUGCGCCGGCUCUAUAACUAUCUUCAGCAUGUACGGCCACAUCUUCCAAGAACGUUUACACUACACCCAGUUCGAGGUCAACGGGCUGUCGAGCGCCGCUUCGAUUGCCACCUACAUGCCCGUGCCAUUGUUAGGGUACAUGUGUGAUCGCGUAGGUCCAGGACCGCUGUCGUUUGUCUCAGCGCUGUUCUUUGCGGCUGGAUAUGGGCUGGCUGCGGGGGUGUAUAAGCGGGAGGCGGAGGCGCCGGCAUUGGCUGAUGGCGAGGAUACGAGUGGGUUGGCAUAUUGGGCUAUGAUUGCCGCGUUUGUGUUUAUCGGUGUCGGAACAUGCUCGAUGUACAUGAGCGCUGUGGCGACGUGCGCAAAGAACUUUGGAAGGGGGAAACAUCGUGGGUUAGCGCUUGCAGUACCUAUCGCGGCGUUUGGACUGAGCGGGAUGUGGCAGAGCCAGCUGGGAAGUCGUGUGUUCUAUGAGCGAUUUGCGGAUGGGACAAAGGGCGAUUUGGACGUGUUCCACUUCUUCCUCUUCCUUGGCAUUCUGCUGUUCGUAGUCGGUUGCCUAGGCACAUUCGGCUUGAAGAUCGUUAACGAGGAGGAUCUCAUCGAUGAAGCUGUCGAGGAACUGGAGCGCAGUGGCUACCUGGAUGGAAGCACAUUCCUUCAGGGCAGCAGGACCGCCGACAGACCCGGCUACGGCGCCAUAGAGCAAUCUCCCCUCGACAUGGAAAGCGCCGGCAUUCUCGACCCCCACAAGGCCGACGACACCGACUCCGAAGAAGAAGACGACAACGCCCGCAUCAGGAAAACCUGGGUUCUCAACGCCGAAACCCGCCGCUUCCUGACCGACCACACUAUGUGGUGCUUCGCCCUCGGCUUCUUCCUCAUGAUCGGUCCCGGUGAGGCCUUCAUCAACAACCUCGGCACCGUCAUCAAGACGCUCUACCCGCCUCAUCUCAAAUUCAUCGGCGAACCCACCAACGCAGCCACCCACGUCUCCAUCGUCGGCAUCACCAGCACCCUCGUGCGCCUCCUCACCGGCUCUUUGACCGAUCUCCUCGCUCCCAGCCCGCAGGCCCACCACGUCCAGAUUACAUCCUCUGGAACGCUCGAACGCAAGCGCUUCUCCCUCUCUCGCGUAUCUUUUCUGCUCUUCUUCGCCGUCACCCUCUCCGUCGGCUUGGCCGCGCUUGCUUCAGGUUGGAUCCAAAACCACGGCGAGCGCUUCUGGGUUGCCUCGGGCUUGGUUGGUGCUGGCUACGGAGCUGUGUUCUCUCUCACUCCCAUCAUCAUCACUGUGAUCUGGGGCGUUGAGAACUUUGCGACCAACUGGGGCAUCGUGGCCAUGUUCCCCGCUCUUGGCGCGACGUUUUGGGGCCUGGUGUACUCGGCUGUUUACCAGUCGGGCGUGGAGAAGGCUGCUUUAAACCAAGGAGGGGAGGAAGAUCAGUUUUGCUACGGGAGCGAGUGCUAUGCGUCCGCGUUUUGGGCGAUGGCGGUUAGUGUUUGGGUUGCCUGCGGGUUGGUGUUGUGGGCUUGGAAGGGGAAGAACGGGUGGGCACAGAGGGGGAUUUGUGGUCUAAGGUGGAUCAUUAUGGGAAUAAGGGUCUGGGAAUUUGGGAGCAUAUACGGGCAUAAUCUGACGUUUUACCUACGGGUUCUGGAGUUUGGCAUGGUACGGGAUCUUGGGUCACUGGUUUCACUACAUACGGGACCUGACGUCCAGCGGCUAGUUUUGCAUAUUUUGGGUAUUUUGGUCUGUAACGUACCGUGCUUUACCGCCUUCAUAUUGGGGCCAGUCUGUUUGAAGUAUUCACCUUGA